Molecule: messenger RNA, 381 nt
Organism: Mesorhabditis belari
Lineage: Eukaryota; Metazoa; Nematoda; Chromadorea; Rhabditida; Rhabditidae
Source: the annotation of a GenBank genome assembly
AUGGACCAAUCGAUCCCACCCGGCGACAUCAUCACUCAGCCCAACUCGAAGCUCGUCUUCAACGCUCCCUUUGACAACAAGCACACCUACCACAUUAAGAUGAUCAGCGUUGGCAGUCGUCGCAUCGGAUGGGCCUUCAAGACCAACAACAUCGAGCGUCUCAACGUUGAGCCGGCAUUCGGAGUCUUGGACCCAAAGGAAUCAGUUCUUGUGGCCGUUUCGUGUGACGCGUUCGCCUGCGGUCAAGAGGACACCAACAAUGAUCGCAUCACCAUCGUGUGGGCCAACGCCCCCGACGGCGCCGCCGAGCAAUUCCAGCGCGAGUGGUUCCAGAGAGACGGAAUAGUGCGCCGAAAGAACCUCCCCAUCGAAUACAAUCCA